Molecule: messenger RNA, 3127 nt
Organism: Asterias rubens (European starfish)
Lineage: Eukaryota; Metazoa; Echinodermata; Asteroidea; Forcipulatida; Asteriidae
Exons: 14
Coding region: 10-2679 (889 amino acids)
Cellular component (GO): extracellular region
Molecular function (GO): peptidase inhibitor activity
Source: RefSeq, a predicted model, not a curated record
UGUUUGAGAAUGAAGUUGUAUACAUCGAUGUGUUUUUGCAGAACCCAAAUGCACAGUCAUGGAUUGCUUUGUCUUGAUGUACACGCUGUCCACUGGAACCUCCACCUGCAACCUCAGCCCGUCUCGUACGUCCAGCGUAGACUCCGCAUCAACAUCACCGCUACGUCCUCCCAAACCACCGUGCCGGGUCGAGAGGCCCAUGAACCGCAGCUGCAGUUGGAGACCAGUGAGGGACAGGUCAUUCAGUUCGGCGGUUUGCGGAUACGGGAUAGUGACUCCACCGAAGGAAUGUACCGUGUUAAGGUUUCAGUGGACCAUGGAGGCAUGCUGAGUGUAAAACAAGAUGAGAAUUCAAACGUCAUUUUCUAUCCAAAGGAAUCCGGUAGUCCGGAGUGGGAACCUAUAGAUAAUCUGAGAGAAUAUGAACAGCUGGAUCGCUUUGAAAACUUCUAUGAACACUAUGAAGCUCCUGAUGACGAGCAGUCAAGAAACAACGGGAAGAAAAACCUGAUGUUUGUUGGAUCACUGGAUGGUAUUAACCGAGUCCUAUCCAGUAUGGUGUUUGUGCCUUGGUGUCCACAAUGGCCGACCCCUCCAAACUGGAACAUACCAGAAUCAUCUUGGAUGGACCCGUCAAGCCUGGAUCAAAUGUUGAGUGAUGAGCCGUUGAAACCUGCCAUCUGGCCUCAAUGGUAUCCUCGCUUCUGGUAUCCAUUCCCGCGAAAGACUUGGACCUGGUGGCCUCGAGUCAUGCCUCCAUGGUGGAUGAAUCAGAGCUGCUCUGAUUGGACGAGCCGUAUUCACGUUGAGACCCAAGAAAUAACACCAGAGACAUGUGAUGCAGAGAACGAGGAUGAUCAACCGGACGUCUCUCAUUGGUUUGCUGAUGUUCGUGUCAAUACGCGCCACUCGGAGCCCAAGAGUCUGAUCACAGAUAACUUGUUCACCUACUUCCCUGACAAUGCUCGCUCCUUCCUCGUCAAAAACCUCUACAUCCGAUCCAAGGAAGAAUUCUUCCAACUCAGAAUAGAUCUUGAGGUGGUGGAGAAAGAGCUUGCAACUAUAAGGAAUACAGGCACGAACAGGCCAUCGUUCUCGUGCAGUAACGUCGCAGAAUGUACAGAGAAACUGCAGAAGAUUGAAGUCACACUGCGCGAUGGUGUAAGUGUACAAGACGUCUGUAAGAUAACUAUAGAGAUCCGCAUGUAUAAAGACAACUCGGAGAGACUAUCUGAUUAUAUGAUGCUGUGGGGUUAUAAGUCAGUGUCGGAGUGUAUUAACUACAUGCAUCAUGAUCAGGCUAUGAGUAUCGCAGCGCCUGAGCUACCAGUUAUUGCCAGGCAGGGGGAAGCAAACAUUCCGCUGGGUAUAACGUAUUCAUCGUUACGUAUGACACCAUCUGGUAUUCUUCACGCCAAAAUCUAUGCCGAGCAUGGUCUGGUAAGCGUCACAACCCAGGACGGCCUACGUGUCUACAUGGAUCACAUUGGACAACAUGAGAGGAUACCAACCUAUUUAUGCAUUGCUGGUCCGGCUGACAUGGUGAUUGCGGCGCUGCUCAGUGCUACAUUCACUCCGUUUAAGAAUUUCAAAGGACGGACUUCGGUGAAGGUAGACUACAGGAUACCAUCGACGGCUAUGAGAGAAACAUUUAGAUUGGACGUACCACCCCCAAUGAAGCGGUUGACAGUGGAUGUUCAAGUAGUGAACGGUGAGCGCCCUCUGUUGCCGCUUCUCCUGAUGCCAACCAAGGUGUGCAUCUCUGAGAUGCAACUUCUUCCUCUGGAUAUGAUGAGAAUUGAGGGAAGAUACAGAGAGGAUGAGUUUGUCACAAUGUCACUGGUGGCAUCCAAAGGACAACUGCUGUUAGAAGAGCAGAGAAUACCCGAGAUAUAUGAAUGUCCAGCUAAAAGCCCCCACCUUGACGAUGAGGAUUCACUGUGUACUGAGGAGUGUAGUUACCAUACAGCUUGCCCUGGAACUAAGAUGUGCUGUUACCAAGGAUGUAGUAGGGUCUGUAUGGAACCUCAAAUGGUGGCUACAGUCAAUGCGUUACCGAACUCUACCAAUGUAUUCAUGCAUGGGAAGAUCAGCACAUUAAACAGAGUACUGGAGGCGGAGAAUUUGUUUUACUUACCUAAGCCAUGCCAGACUCAUGACACUGGGCCGAUAAUGACAGAGCAUGAUACCGUCAGAAUUGAGAUUAUAUCUUCACGUAACCCAGAGGGGAAUUCACUUCUGCAAGAUUUAUCUGUGGAUAUCGUCUGCAAAGCACAUAUUGAGAAAGCAUUCACAAGAGAUGAGAGUUCAGAAGAAUGCACCGAGGAAUGGGGUGACUGGUUGGACUGUGAGCUUGAAGGGGAAAGAAUGUGCGGGCGUGGCUCUCAGAUUAGAAGGAGGCGGUGUGGAUUACAAACUCUGACGCAAUCGAGGCCAUGUUUGGUCUGUGGAUGCAACCCUAUUGAAACAGUCAUCCCUUACCCCGUUGCCCACGUGCCAGGCUGUGCAUUGGAUAACCCUGUUAUGCGUUGUCCUCCAGGCUGCGAUGUAGAAGCGUCUCAUAUGGAAGAUCAUUCCUUCAGCUGUGUCGAGCCUUUGGACGGCAUGGUACAAAAGAUCAAGUCUAUUGAGGUCCAUGAUAUCUGUAUUUGUGAAAGUUGCCUUAGGCACAGACAGUAGUAACAAACACCCCAUUGGGACAGCACUUGUUAAACAACUGCAGGUGUUAAAGCUUGAAUGUUCAACUAUUCUUAUAACAUAAUUAAAUCUCUCAACAAUAUAAAAUUAUUUUUCUUGUAAACGGUGACAUCCAAUCAAGGUAGAAUUAAUUUGUAGAGUGUUAAUUUGUUUUUUAAAAUAUGCUGCUAUAUUUCCUGAUAUAAUUAUGAGUAAUGCCUUUUUUUGUAAAACGUGUGCUGUUAUGUUGAUCAGCAAGUGAAAUAGCUUUAUGUUGACAAACAUAUCUUCAAAAGCAGGAAUUAGUAGAAGCUACAACAAGAACCUGUAGCUUGGACAAACGGUAAGUGGUGGAAUGUUUGUUUAACAGCAGGUUAUUUUUAUUAAGUUAAAGACACUGGACAUUAUUGGUAAUUGUGAAAGAUAAGUUUUAUGAUAAUAAUUAUUUUGA